Molecule: messenger RNA, 1704 nt
Organism: Cordyceps fumosorosea ARSEF 2679
Lineage: Eukaryota; Fungi; Ascomycota; Sordariomycetes; Hypocreales; Cordycipitaceae
Product: Homeodomain-like protein
Exons: 1
Coding region: 1-1704 (567 amino acids)
Biological process (GO): nucleolar large rRNA transcription by RNA polymerase I; transcription initiation at RNA polymerase I promoter
Cellular component (GO): RNA polymerase I upstream activating factor complex
Molecular function (GO): RNA polymerase I general transcription initiation factor activity; rDNA binding
Source: RefSeq, a predicted model, not a curated record
AUGGAUCCAGACGACUCAGAUUAUCAAACAAGCGUCCCCGAUGGCGACGAGUGUAAUUCUGAAAUGAAACAUGCCACGGACAGGGAUUCGGGACAGUCCGUUCUCCUAGGAGAGGAUGACUACGAGGCGCAGGAAGUGAGCGAGGGCUUUGCAAGCAGCCAGUCACCACGCAAACGGUCCGCGGAGAAUGAUGACCGGCCACGGCCUUUCAAACGACAGCGAAGCCAUUUGAACGCCGCCUAUCUCGACCUUCUCAAUAGAGACAUUGACGAUGCGGCGCAUAGAGUUUGCCUGGAAGAAGAGAUCGACCUGCCGGACUCGCAGCUGGGGCUCACGUACUGGUCGUCGGUUGAGAAGAAGCAGUUUUUCGAAGCACUGUCACGCCUGGGCAAGCAUGACCUCCCAGGCGUCGCGCAGCGCAUCGGCACCAAGAGCGCCAUUGAAGUCAAGCAUUACCUGCGCGUACUGCACGAGGCCGUCGUCGCUCGCCGCUCAACGGACGGGCAGUCCUACCUGGCGCCUGCCGAGUAUCCCGCUGCCGUCGAGCAUACGCCGCCGUGCUGUCAUGCCCAGGAGGAAGCAGCGGACGAAGUGUCUCUCAGACAAGAGGGCCGAGAGAGUCAACGCGAGCAAGAGAAGUGGCAAGGCUACUGGGACAUCACGCCCGAGGUUGCCGCAGAGCUGGGGAGGAAGCACAAGGAGGAUGGGCCUGCUAAGCUGGCCUUUUCGAAGCUGUUUCGCGUGCCGCAGUGGUUGGAACUAUCAGACCGCUUGUUUAUGAACUCUUCGAUUCCCGGAAGCAACUGGCGCAACAUUGAUUCGAGACCACCAUCCAUAUGGGCCACUACGUUGGCUGACUUCCACUCCCUCGCUCUGUCCAUCACAGCGCGUCUAGUGCUGACCACGUUAUUCGUCAGCAUGUCACGGAUCAGGGCAAAAUCAAGAUUCGAGCCCAACGUAAGAAAAACUGUGCAAAAACAGGACGUGGAGGCAGCCAUCGCGUCGCUUGGCCUCUCACAUAACGCAAGAGACUGGUGGCGGAAGAGCGCUCGCCGCAUGCAACUCGACGUAUACGAAAAUCCACCAGCUCACGACCAAGGUCAACACCAAGACGAGCUGGCAGGGGAGACGGAGGAGGAAGAGCCGAUGAGCUAUGACGAAGUCGAGGCCGAACUGGCAGACGAGGCUUCUCAUAGAUCCAUCAAUAUUGACUCCAACACCGAGGGGGUGAAACAGGAGCUGCAGUUCACGGACGCAGCAGAAGAGUCCGGCGUUGACGGCGAUUCGGACGGCAAGGGCGAGCCCGACGACCAGGAGAAGCGCGCCGUCACCCGAGAGAUCAACGAGGUUCUCUGGUACUCGGCCGUGGGCAUUCGCGACCUGCAGAGCACGCGGCGCGCCCUCAAGCUGCGCGUCGAGACGGAGCGGCGGCAGGAGCGCCACGCCGACGCCGUGGACGAGUACGCGAGCCAGGCGGCCGAGGCGGACAUGUGGGCGCUACUGCAAAAGGCGCCGCCCACGCAGCGGCCAAGGUUGCCGAACCCGGCGCGCUCAGCGGAGGCGCGGCGGUCCAAGAUAGACGUCGAGAGCUUAUACCCGAUGAACAAGAUGUGGGCAGACGAUCUUGAGUAUCAGGCAGAGUGGGAGACACUGCCGACAACGGUCGAUGCAGCGAGUGACGAUGAUGACGAUGGGGAUGAGUAG